Messenger RNA from Venustampulla echinocandica, 1116 nucleotides. RefSeq lists its product as uncharacterized. NCBI's taxonomy places the organism in Eukaryota, Fungi, Ascomycota, Leotiomycetes, Helotiales, Pleuroascaceae. Bases 1 to 1116 code for a protein of 371 amino acids. The record is from RefSeq and is a predicted model, not a curated record. The transcript has a single exon.
AUGACUAUUGCAGAGCAGCCCUUAUUGACGAUGGAGCACCCAUUCGUGAAGACGAUAAACUGUCAGGGACCUCCCUACGAAAUCGGCUUCACCCACGGCAGUAACGCCUCCAAUGAAAUCCACACAAAUAUCAAGACUUAUACUCUCUUCUUCGCUGAGUCGGCCAAGAUAACAUGGCCAGAAGCACGGGACCGUGCACUCUCUCAAUUCCUCCCGACUUUGGAGAAGCUCUAUCCGCAAAUUCUGGAAGAAUUAAAGGGCAUUGCUGACGGAGCCGGAGGCGGCCUAGUCAUGGCGGAUAUCCUGGCCUUGAAUAUUCGGAGCGAGAUUGCACUCACCAACUAUACGGACGGCUGCACCUCUAUCGGGCAGAAAUCGCCAUCAAGCGGUGCCAUAUAUCUAGCCCAAAACUGGGACUGGUUAGAAGAGCUGAAAAAUGGGAUGGUAUUCUUGCACAUCAAACCUGAAGGAUCAGACGUGGAGAUGAGGUUCCUAUCAGAGGCCGGAAUUGUAGGAAAGAUUGGGUUGAACUCAUAUGGCGUUGGGUUGUGCAUGAAUGCCUUGCGGAGCGGCGCAUCGAGCACGGAGAAGCUGCCGGUUCACUUUAUGUCGAGGAAGAUCCUUCAGGAGGCACAUACGUAUGAAGAGGCGCUGUUGCUGCUCGAGAAAUUUGGGUUGGCGAGUACGGUCAACUACAUGAUUGCUGAUAAGAGCGGGAGGUACGGGGAUAUCGAGUGCUCGCCACUAGGUAACACGAUCACAAACCCAGAUCUAGGCUAUGUAGCACACACAAACCAUCUAUGCGGAGUUGGACUCCCCCCCAAGCUCCAAGACCAUCCGUCAGCAAACUCAUUUGCGAGAUUGAAUAGGAUGAUGGAGCUGACAGAGCUGGAUAUAAAGGCACAUGUGGCUCCCUCUUUUGAAAGUCUGCGAGCGAGGCUCUCUGACGAGCAAGGAGCCCCGUAUUCAAUUUGUCGGGAUAGACCACCGGGAGCCGUUGGCAUGGAAAGGAUGACGACACUGAGUACGGUCAUCAUGGAGUUGACGAGUAAAACAGCAAAGGUGACGGUCGGGCGGCCAUGUGAUGACUUGCCUGUAAUAGAGUGGUCGUUUUGA